ACACGUCCUGCUAGAUGAAGAGAUUAAACGUCCUCUGCAAUGCACCGUAACAUAUCACACGGAGCGAGGAUUAAAAAAUGACAGAUGGGGAAAUUCCCCUAUCAGAAACAUGAACCGGAUUACGCACAUGGUUAAUCCAUGGUUUAUUUAUUUCACCGUCUUUUUAUUUGACCAUCUUUCCUGUUUUCCGUAGAAAUCAUCGAGUGGCUACGUAGCCUUCAUUGCUCCGCCUUUGGCUCCUCGAUUACCGCAGUUCGUCUGAAACAUUGCGGAGGACACCCCUGCAUGGGGCAGUCUGCAAAACAAAGUAACUGGAAACCCAUUUUUCAUCGCGAGCGCGGCGAGCUCACAUCUGGAUGUUUAGCAGGGUUUAUGGAUGAAUUGCGAUAUGUAUUACUAAUCAGAUCCUGACUGCAGUGCGACUCGUCUCGGCUGCUGCUUCCAGAUUAGCCCCACAAUGUAUCAAACGUUACGGACGUGUUUACUAUCAAAUGCCCGGUGCUGGGAUGCCGACAGCACGAGGUCAUGCCAGGAUUUGUUUGAGAGACUUGAUACCAAUAAAGAUGGGAAGGUGGACGUCGCUGAAUUACGAGCGGGCCUCAAGGAAAUGGGCAUAUUCCGCCAGGGUGCCGCACAGAAAAUUGUGUCGUCUGGUGAUCAGAACAAAGAUGGGAGUCUGGACUUAAACGAGUUCAGCAAAUAUAUGAAAGAGCACGAGAAGAAGCUGCUGCUGACAUUCAAGAGUCUGGACAGAAACAACGAUGGACGCAUUGAUGCCUCAGAGAUCCAGCAGUCCCUUGCAGAGCUGGGCAUGGAUAUCAGCAAAGAGAAUGCCCUGAAAAUAUUACAGAGUAUGGACAAUGAUGGGACCAUGACAGUGGACUGGAACGAGUGGAGAGAACAUUUCCUGUUAUGCCCUGCUCACAACCUGGAAGAGAUCAUACGCUACUGGAAACACUCCUCGGUGCUGGACAUAGGUGACAGUCUUGCCAUCCCGGAUGAAUUCACUGAGGAGGAGAAGAACUCAGGUCGCUGGUGGAAGCACCUGACUGCAGGUGCAGUGGCGGGGGCUGUCUCUCGCACUGGCACUGCCCCUCUGGACAGAAUGAAAGUCUUCAUGCAGGUUCAUUCUUCUAAGACUAACCCAAUAAGCCUGGGAGGGGGCUUCAAGCAGAUGAUCGUAGAGGGAGGUCUGACUUCACUGUGGAGGGGAAAUGGCAUCAACGUUUUAAAGAUUGCACCUGAGACAGCAAUCAAAUUCAUGGCAUACGAACAAUAUAAAAAGUUAUUAUCAUCAGAGGGCAAGACGAUUGAGACACACAAGAGGUUUAUGGCUGGCUCUCUGGCUGGAGCCACAGCACAGACAGCCAUCUACCCAAUGGAGGUAUUGAAGACUAGACUGACCCUGAGGAAAACUGGCCAGUAUUCAGGAAUGUUUGAUUGUGCCAAGAAGAUCCUGAGGAAGGAGGGUGUCAAGGCUUUCUACAAGGGCUACGUUCCAAACUUAGUGGGCAUCAUUCCCUACGCUGGGAUAGACCUUGCUGUUUAUGAGACUCUGAAGAACACGUGGCUGUCGUACCACCCUGACUCCCCUAACCCUGGAGUUCUGGUGUUGGUGGCCUGCGGGACCAUGUCUAGUACCUGUGGCCAGCUGGCCAGCUAUCCACUCGCACUUGUGCGCACACGGAUGCAGGCACAAGCGUCCCUGGAUGCAUCAGACCAGUCCUCUAUGACCAGUCUGAUGAAGAAGGUUGUAGCCAAAGAUGGCUUUUUCGGACUCUACCGGGGCAUCCUGCCAAACUUCAUGAAAGUCAUUCCCGCUGUCAGCAUUAGCUAUGUGGUUUACGAGUACAUGAAGACUGGCUUAGGAAUUUCCAAAUGAUACAGCAAGCAAAUGAACAUUUACUUGUAUUACAUAUCUUACUACAGACUUGAAAAUGCCUGAAAUAAUUCCCAAGAAAACAGGCAGACAUUAAACAUACAGAGCAUGACUUCCGCCAGCUGGCACAGGAGUUCAGUGGAUGGAAAACUGUAUGUAUUCCACUAAAGGUCAUCUGUCAGUAGCUAAAGCAUUUAUCGUCCGUGCUGAGCAUGCUUUAAUUGUUAUCCUGCUGUUAUACAUAACACACUCCCAAAAUAUGUACACCACCCAAAACAUUAUUAGACAUAAAGAAAGUACUGUACUACAUACAAGCAAAAACAUGAUACAUGAUUGGUUGUUAAAUUUAUCCUACUGUUAUUCUUUAAAAAAUUCUGUUAACGAACCAAAAAGCUAGCUCAAUGGGACAUACUGUUUUGCUUUUUGGUAACAGGAUACAUAUUUUUUAAGAGAAAGCUGAAGCUUAUCCAAUGAGGAUACACAGCAUCGUAAACUGUCUUAUUUAAAGUAAAAUGACACUACAACAGUUUAAAUGUUUAAGCCCACACCCUUCAGAGGUAAUUUAACACUUUUCUAAGUUGUAAUGACCUGCCACUAGUAUGACAUCAGCUCCAGACAGCAGCUGUCAACCAAAAAUAACUGGCCCUGAAAAAUUAAUAACUUGUUUACACUGGAAUGCUGUGUGCCUGAAGAAAAAUGCAUCUUGUGCAAUGUGAAAAUCACUCAUUCUGUGUGUUAUUUGAUAAUCAUUUAAAUGUGCCUUACAGCCAAUCAAUGUGAACUCUUUAACAUCAA
This is a messenger RNA of Sander lucioperca (pikeperch), 2674 nucleotides long. RefSeq names its product calcium-binding mitochondrial carrier protein SCaMC-1-like. The transcript has 10 exons. The record is from RefSeq and is a predicted model, not a curated record. Gene Ontology annotation, cellular component: mitochondrial inner membrane. Gene Ontology annotation, biological process: transmembrane transport. The coding region runs from base 458 to 1882 and encodes 474 amino acids. Lineage: Eukaryota; Metazoa; Chordata; Actinopteri; Perciformes; Percidae. Gene Ontology annotation, molecular function: ATP transmembrane transporter activity; calcium ion binding.